AUGGAUUAAAUCAACUGUUAAAACCCAAACCAUGAUUCACAGAGAAUCAAAUAUAUUUGUGUAGAUCCAAACUGUUAAGUAUAACAAAAGAUUGGUAUUUUACUUAAUGUGACAAAGGUUGUGCUGAUUGCUUUUUGGAAGAUCAUGUUACUCAUUAGAGAAAGACACUUGAUCAAUUUCAUGAUUAAGUCAAACAAUAAUUAGAUACAUUUAAUUAGAUUGAAUUUUAACCUAUUACAAAUACAAUUUAAUUAGAUUUAGAGAGGUAAAUAGAGAGAGAAUUAGAAAAUUGUCUUUCUUGUAUUUAAUAUAGAUUUACAAACAUAAAAAGUGAUUUAAAAAGUGUAAUAGAUGGGGAAAAUGAAAAAUUAUAAGAAAGUUACAAUGCAUUACAAUACAAUAAAAAUUAAGAGUUAGAUUCAAUGAAAAAUGUGAAUGAUUUACAUAUAAUUAAUUAAGAGGAAGUAAAUGAUUUAGUUAAGUUCUAUCAAGAAUCCACAAAAAUCUAGUAGAAUUAUUAAAAAGCUUCUGAGAUAUUAUUAGAUGAGAAAUAAAAAGUAAAGUAAAAAAAAUAGAAAUAUUUAUAUAAAUUACGUACAAUUAUGUAAGGACUUAUGAAAGAGUUCAAUGAAUUAAUGACAACUAAAAACUUGUAAUAAGAUGACUUUAGUGAAUUUGAGACACCUUAAAAAUCAUCUAUGUCUCCUAAUAAAAUGAUAAGUCUUGUAGAAAGUACAAGAUCAUCAAGAAGAUUUUAUAUGAAUUAAACAAAAAAAUUAUUGUUUGGAAAUGCUUCAAGAAAGAUUGAAUGA
This is a messenger RNA of Paramecium pentaurelia, 812 nucleotides long. NCBI's taxonomy places the organism in Eukaryota, Ciliophora, Oligohymenophorea, Peniculida, Parameciidae. The record is from the annotation of a GenBank genome assembly.